Bactrocera tryoni is the source of this 10106-nucleotide messenger RNA. RefSeq names its product piezo-type mechanosensitive ion channel component (gene Piezo). Bases 551 to 8347 code for a protein of 2598 amino acids. Gene Ontology annotation, molecular function: mechanosensitive monoatomic ion channel activity; monoatomic cation channel activity. Gene Ontology annotation, biological process: detection of mechanical stimulus; regulation of membrane potential; cellular response to mechanical stimulus. The record is from RefSeq and is a predicted model, not a curated record. NCBI's taxonomy places the organism in Eukaryota, Metazoa, Arthropoda, Insecta, Diptera, Tephritidae. The transcript is spliced from 38 exons. Gene Ontology annotation, cellular component: plasma membrane.
UGGAUGUGUACGCGGUUUAGUCAAAUUAUUUUUUAUAUUCAAUAAAAUAAAUAUUGAAAACAAGCUAAAUUGAAGUGCAAUUCGUGCGCCUUUUGAUCGCUGUCUGACCCAUCCACCUGCCGCCUGGCCAUACAACGAUGUACAUAACGUACCUAAGCAAUUAACCAGGUGUGGGUGACAGCUGUCAAUUUUUUCUUUUGUGCAAUACACUAAUAAAAAAGUGAAACGAGUGUUUGUUGUUUAGUUUUCAUGAAUGAAAACUGGUGGAAUGCCGCUGUAGUGAUUUGUUAAUAUUAGCUACAACGAAUUAGUUAAGCUGUAAAGUUGAAGUGACAAAUUGCUGCAAAGUUUACGCAAAAAAAAGGAAAUUACUAAGAAUAACUUACAUACAUACAUACCUAAUAAGUUCAACAAACAAAAGGGCCGUGGAAAAUAAGCUGAAUCGAUGUGUGUGCAGAACUCUGGCUGGUGAUGCCGCAAAGACUACAGCAAUUAAUAGCCAACGUAGGUAUAUUAACCUCGAUAGUAACAUAGUUGAAUCUUCCACAAAAUGGCAGUAAGCUAUGCCUGUCUCGCGGUGCAAUAUGUGGUGGUGCCGACGGUGCUGGUGUUGGCUGCACUAUUUCGUCCUGCCGGUAUUUCGUUCGUGUACCUGUUAAUGUUUUUUAUAACGCCCUUUAUCCCCAUCGCCAACAGUCGUAAUUUCAAAAGUUCUGUUGGACCAUUUUACAUCAUACUCAUCGCGCUAUGUUCACUACUAUUAUUAUGUCAUAUAGUACUGCAAGUGACAAUAAUUGCAAUGAAGAUCGAGUCGAUCUUCGCUAUGUGUUCAUUUACGCAACAGCUGUUGCGACACAUCGGCUUCAUCAAUCUGCAGGACUUGCAUCCGAUUGCUGCCGCCGAAUGGCAUAUGCCGGAUGUGCUGGUCUUCAUCACAGUGGUGAUUUCAUUCAUAGUCAUAAAGAAAUUGAGCCAGAAACCACCGCCGAUCACAUUGCAAUUGGAAACUGGCGAAAUUAUACCAAUACGCAGUUCAACGGAUAGCGACAACACGGACGAUGAAGCCUUCUUCGAUGGCCUAAUAAGAAUAUCUCCGCUCUUCUGCCUGGCAAUGCUAUUCGUUAUAGCGGUGCUGCGACCGUCGGCGCCUGCUGGCUUCUAUUUUCUCAUAUUCUUGCUGAGCGGUUCCUACUGGGCCACCUAUAAUUCGCUGCGUCGCGGUUUCUCCGUGCUGCUGCGUUUCCUAAUGCUGGUGAUCGCCUUGCAUUCGGUGUGUAUAGUGGCCUAUCAGACACCUUGGGCGCAAUAUUAUCUCAGCAGUGAUAAUUUAAUAGCGAGAUUGAUCGGUCUGGAACCGUUGGUCCUGUCCUCAUGCGAUCGCGACAUACGCGUCAUGAGCUAUAACCUGAAAUACAGUUUCGACUCGUUUAUUCUUCCCAUCCUAAUGCUGUUAACAUACUUUGUGCUAGCGCUGACCGCCAAGUGCCUGAGCAAUCCGAAUGUUUCGUUACGUCGUGACCAACGUCCGAAAACUACUAUCGAACCGACUGAGACGACACCUCUGGUGAAGCGCUUGCGCAAAAGUGACGCAAGAGAAGCUUCAAGUGAUGAGGCUACCAUGGAUCUGCAGGACUCCAAUUCGCCGGAUGUCUUUACGAAUACCAUAUGCGAUCAGAUAUGCUAUGGUUUUAUAAGCAUUGGACAGUUUAUUUAUCAAAACAGUUAUAUUUUUACGAAUAUCUCAAUGAUGACCUGGUCCAUUGUCUACCACAGCUGGCUGACCUUCGUGCUGUUGCUGUGGGCCAACAUACUCUGGAUGAUACCGAAUCAGCGCAAAGCCAUGAUGCGCUCCAGUCCGUUCAUCGUGUGCUAUGCUGAAUUAUUGCUCAUAGCGCAAUAUGUCUACGGCAUGAAUCUGAAAAACGACGAAUUGCCCUCCAAAGUUGAGACCGCCGGCAUUAAUUUGCAACAAAUCGGUCUCGAGCGUCCGCAAGAGCAUGGUACACAUCCGUGUGUACCGUUAAUUGUAAAAACGCUGUUUCUACUCAUGUUUUGGGUCACCUCAAGGCAGUUUUUCCAAGAAAAAGCCGAGGAGAAGCUGAUAAAACGUCGUGUACCGGUGGUAAUGCCAAUGGAAACUAUCGAUUCGGAGACAUCUGUGGAAUCGCAGAAUAAGCAUACAUCGAAAUUCCUUAAGAAAAUCGGUGAUAUUGUGAAAAAUCUGUUGGUGCGUUUGUGGAUUUGGAUGCUGGUGCUGGUGAUCUUUUUGUGCGCUAUGACUGGCAAAUUUAUGACCGGUUUUCGCAUAUGCUACAUGGCGCUAUUCCUUUUCUUCUUGCUCGUCUUCCAAUCCUCCUCGAAAGUGUGGGUCAAAGUUAUGUAUGGCUUCUGGCUGUUCAUCAUCUUCUAUGCCAUGUCCAUGCUGAUACUUAUCUACACCUAUCAAUUUGAUAAAUUCGAACAGUAUUGGUAUGAGUACUUGAAUAUAUCGCAAACGCUUCAAAAUGAUAUCGGUCUGGAGCGUUAUAAAACGAAAGAUCUGUUCCUGCAUCUCGUCUCACCCACGCUGAUUGUGGUCUUAACCGUCAUACAAGUGCAUUAUUUCCAUCGUCGCUUCAUCGAAUCGCUGCAUCAGCGCAAGCCAUCCUUAUUGCCCGACAUGGUAUAUAAUAGAGAGAUGGGCAAACCGCCCAAAACAGAGCCGCGUGGCAGUAAUGAAGCCGCCAAACUAUUGGUUUCAUCUCUGAAACGUAUACGCAAAAUAACAAAACAUUACUUCAUUGUUUCGAAAAAACUAUUUUGGCGUUUCCUGGAGUUGCACAUCAUAAAAGCCGUUUAUAUUACGGCGUUUGUGUGUGCCGUCAGUCAGGUCUGCGUUAUUCACGUCGUGUUCGUAGCAUUAUGUGUAUUGGGUUGUAUAACGCGAAGUUCUAUACAAAUAUUCAUCAGUCGCAUAAUCUCCUUCGUUGUUUCAAUAAUAAUACUAUCGAAGAUGAUCUAUCAAAUCGGCUAUUUAACGCACGAGGAUUACGAUGUGAGAUGUAAAGAUGAGGACACGAUACAUGGCAACAGUGCCUUAUGGUUCGGCUUGCAGAAAGCCGAUGAUACCACAAACGGCUUAAUCGGUCUGAUAAAAAUGUAUAUCAUAUAUAUGAUCGUUGUUACGCUGCACGCUGUUGUCAGCCUACGACAAUUCCAAAUGCGCGCAAUGGCCGACAAUGAGGACAAGGCGGAGACGAAAGUGCUCUUCCCGGCGACGGAUCGCGCCAAAGCCGAAACGAAUCUCAAAUCAAUGAUACAGUAUCUUUUCAAUUAUGGUUUUUAUAAAUUCGGACAAGAGAUCUCGUUGAUAAUGCUCGUCACGACAAUAGCUUAUCGUCAGGAUGUGGUAGCGAUUUUCUAUGUGGUCUGGUUAGCUGUGCUCUUGAUGUUUAGCCGCGCCAGGCGCAGCUCCGUGUGGGGCAUAUUCCAAGUGUUCAUUGCGUUGAGCAUUUUUCUGCAAUAUUUAGUUUUGCUCGGAUUGCCGCCGAGUCUGUGUAUCGAUUACCCCUGGGAGAACUCGCGCUUCUCCGCACCCAUACAAGGUUGGCUGCUGUUACCCGGUGGCAUGCAUUAUGACCACACGAAAAAGCUGAUCUUCGAUUUCAUUCUACUCCUAUUCGUGACACGCCAAAAACGUAUAUUCCGCAUUGAGCUGCGUUACGGCGAUCAAUAUGCCGGCGGUUCAAAUCGCAAUGUGGUCAAAGAUAUUGAAAAUUUGGGACGCGUGGCAUUUGUGAAUCCUACAAACGAUUUCCUAUCGCACGUGCGCAACUAUUUGGAUAUAUUCAUGUACGCCGUGUUGUGUGGCUUCUUUUGGGUCACAUUGGCCACGGUAUUCUUGGCCGGCACGAAUAUGAGCGAUUUCCUCACAUUGGGUUAUCUGAUUGGCGCCUUCAUCUUCCUAUGGGAGGGCUCCGAUUUCUAUUUGCGUCCUAUACAGCAAAUUAUCGGCCGUUGGCGUUGGUUGCUGGCUUAUAAUGUCUUCAAUAUUGUUGUGAAGACGUCUCUCGAAAUGGCCGGUUGUCUAUUUUUGAAAGAUCUAACUAAGCAUUGCUGUUGGCUUGUGCAUUUAUUGGGCGUAUCAUGCCAUUUCCCCACGGACCCCAUCAUGAACGAUCCACUCAGUAAGGACGACUCGGACUGUCCGGAAAUAAAUAAAUCAUCGAUGCUGAUGUGGGACACCAUUUGCUUCGCAUUCCUUAUACUACAAAUGCGCAUAUUUAAGUCACAUUACUUCUGUCAUCUGAUUAUCGACACGAAGGCGAAUAGCAUUUUGGCAACCAGAGGUGCUGACAUAAUCGAGGACCUGCGCCAGAAGCAAAUCGAGCAUCGUCAACAGCAUGAAAAUGAGAUUUUGGUAAAGAUCAAGCGUAAGAUGGAGCGCAUACGCGCCACACAACAAAAAAUGUUGAAACCCAUAGAUAAACCCACACAUUUCGAUGAACAUGGUGCUCCGAGCAAACCGCACAAACGGAAAGAGAUUAAGUUACACGGACCUGAUGCGCCCGAUGCGCCUGUAGGUACUGUUGUCGUUGAACAAUUAAGGCUGCCACAUAAGAAAGCUGUACGCGCUGGCGAUUACUAUAUGUUCGAGGAUGUUGACGAUAAGUUCGAAUUGGACGUGAUCGAUGAUGAGCAAGAUUUCCUCUCCGAGCAGGAGAGUGAGAGGAAAUUGCAGCGACGCAAAACGGUCAUACACGUUUGGAAGGACAUUCAAACCGCCGAAUUUCGUCGUCAAGUCUAUAUGCGUCAGCGUUCAUACGCUUCGGCGCCUGGCUCACGCAUUGGUAUAAAAAUCGACGAAGAAUUAGAGAAUGAAGACGCUCAGGAGGCGGGCGCACGCACAUCAACACUCUCCGAGCCGCACGAUUACACGGUGCCGCCGCGUUCGGCCAGCGGCUUCUUUACCGACAUUAAGCGCAAAUCCGAAUCAGAGCCAUCGACCAGCAAGGAAGCAAAAGAGGCUACAGAAAUGGAGGAAAAGAAAAAGAAGGGCGAUGUUGUCGAUUCCGAGGAGUCUGAAGAUGAUUUGGAAGCAAAUCCAAUCGUUCGUCUACUCGAAGGUUUUCUGGUGUCUGUAACAAUUGGCUUACAUCGCUUGUCACGCAAUUACCGUUAUGUUAAUAAGAUAAUGUCGAAUGAAAAGCGUUUGUUGAAGGAAACUCACAGCGUCAAUUUGGUCUAUGCAACCGACAGCUCCGUCUAUGUGGACAUCAAGGGCUUGUCGCCAAAUGCUGAAAAUGCGCAACUCGCUGGCUCGAUUGGGUCGGCAUCGAUUGACACACAAAAUGAAACGAAUACACGACCAUUACCACAUAGUAUAACGAAUGUUACCGAUUUGAAUACGAUCACCUCAGACACUACCACACCGUCACCCUUAGAAUCACACAUAAACAAUACACAAGAGCAACAACAACAAGAGCAAACAGCGGAUCCACAUGCCAUUAUUGAUAUGUCAGUGGAUACUGUGGAUAUGCGAAAUGAUAGUUACGACGAGGAUGGUACGUCUAUGCAAAAAUCUCAUAAUUCGGUAGACUUGCCAAAGAUUUGCAUUAAGGCACCUUCAUUCGAUUGCAGUAACAACUAUGUGGGGAUGUUGAGUAAGCAAUGGUCAUAUGAAAAGAUGGACAGUCACAGCUUGGUGAUGCUGGAGGAAGACUUUACUGCACGUGAGCACAAUAUCAUCAUUGAGUUCCUCAUUUCACUUUGGUAUGCCUUGCUCUCGAAUACGGACAUAAUUUGCUAUUUGGUCGUGUUUAUUAAUCAGGUGGUUAAUGCCAGCAUCAUUUCGCUGCCGCUGCCUUUAAUGGUGUUCCUUUGGGGCACACUCUCAUUGCCGCGCCCGACGAAAACAUUCUGGGUCACACUCAUCGCCUACACACAAGCGAUUGUGCUCAUCAAAUGCAUAUUCCAGUACAAAUUGAUUUGGGCCAAUUACAUAAAUCUACCGAACGAACCAUUGGCGCCGGCAAAAAUAUUCGGCGUAGAAUUGAAUCCCAAUUAUGCAAGCUAUGACUUGUUGCUGCUGUUGGUGUUGUUCUUCCACAGAUUCAUCUUGAAGUCGCACGGCCUCUGGAAGUCGGAAUAUAAAUUCCCUCGCGGCGUCGCAAAAAUAGAUUCGAGAGAGCAGCCCGAGAAUACGGACGAGUUACAGUCUACUGUUAGCAGAGUAAACACGAUAGAGUAUCUGGAAGGAGAAGCUGGCAGUAAUAACACGCCUGGCUCCGCCGAUGGCGUCCGACGACGUAGUAAAAAAGAAAGACGCAGCGAGAAUAAUGAGGAAAAUGGUGGCAAUGAAAAGAAAGAGAACGGCAAUGACAAUAGAAAAGAAGGUGGUUCCGAUACAGAGAAUAACAAGCAAAUUGUCAAGGCAACUGACGCAGAUGAAGUGGAUGCUAGAAGCGAUAGGAGCAGUGUUGUGAGUUCGAAUACUUAUCAGCGUCGACUGAAACACCUAAAACGCGCCAAAUACCUAUCAUCUGUACGGAAAUUCUUCUCGAAUUUACUCUCAAAAUCGCGACUGCCAGCCGAUGUGUAUGCAUUAAUGUUCCUAUGCGAUUUUAUCAAUUUCUUCGUGCUGCUCUUUGGCUUUACAGCUUUUGGUUCUCAACAAUCAGACAGCGCUGGCGGCGUACAAACCUAUUUGGAGGAGAAUAAAGUGCCGAUACCCUUCCUAAUCAUGUUGUUGGUGCAAUUCAUGCUGAUCGUCAUCGAUCGCGCCUUGUACUUGCGUAAAGCGCUCUUGCACAAAAUCAUAUUCCAUUUCCUCUCCGUCAUUGGCAUACAUAUUUGGAUGUUCUUCAUUGUGCCCGCGGUAACGGAACGCAGCUUCUACUCGCUGGCGCCACCGAUCAUUUUCUACAUCAUCAAAUGCUUCUACAUACUGUUAUCUUCAUAUCAAAUCAAAUGCGGUUAUCCGAAACGUAUCUUGGGCAACUUCCUAACCAAGAGUUUCUCGCUAAUAAACAUGUUAUCCUUCAAAGUUUAUAUGGCGAUACCGUUCUUAUACGAGCUGCGCACAAUACUCGACUGGGUCUGCACGGACAGCACAAUGACGCUCUUCGAUUGGCUGAAAAUGGAGGACAUAUUUGCGGAUAUAUAUUUCAUUAAGUGCAGUCGGCAAAUGGAAACUGAUUUCCCUGCCAUACGCGCGACGAAGAAACCGAUCUUAACAAAACUAAUUAUGGGUGGCCUCUUCAUAAUCGCCAUUGUGAUUGCGCUCUGGGGUCCUUUGUGCAUCUUUGCGCUCGGCAAUGCAGUGGGUCAGUCGAAUACACCACUGCAGGUGAGCAUUUCCAUACGUAUCGGCUCGUAUGCGCCGAUCUAUCAAACGAAUACACGCGAUAAUAUUAUCGCCUUCGACGAGGCUAUGUACAGUGACAUGAAAGGUGCCUAUGACAAAGAUCGUGCGGCGAUAACAUUCCUUAGCAGCUAUGAUGCAACUGAUAUUGCGGCCAUCAAGCUGCCCGGCAAUUCCCCAUCGCUGUGGAAUAUCUCACCGCCGGAUCGUAUGCGUUUGCUGGAGGAGUUGAAGCAGAAUGGCACAAUUGUCGCUAGCUUUGCCUACUCGAUUACACGCAUACCGCCCGAUAAGAGCUUGAUGGGCACAGUUUCCGAUGAGAUCAUCUUCCAGAUGAACGAAACAUUUGCUUGGCGUGAGGAUCUGAUCAAUAUGUUGGAGACAAAUGGCACCUCGAAAGUGGUGCCGCUGCCCGAUUUGGUGCCGAAGUUUGUGAAGAUCUUAAAUUCUGGUGAUGUUAGCAUCGUGCAUCAACUAAUGCCAGUUGGACAAACAUAUCGCCCGCUACUACUACGCAUGCGCACAAGUUCUUCGGCGCGCAUCUGGUGGGAGAUCGCGGACUUUUGCGAAGAUAAAUUCCACGAGGAUAUAUUGAAAAAAUUGCCUUUGGAUAAAUGCAAUUCUGGCAUCGUUAUAUAUACAUUCAAUGACAAGAAGUUCCCGUCUACAUUCAGUUUUAUAACGAAAGGCGGCAUUCUCGGCGUGUACACAACGUUUGUGAUUGUUGCUUCACGCUUCUUCAAAUCCUUCAUCGGUGGGCAAAAUCGCAAAAUUAUGUUCGAAGAUAUGCCUUAUGUGGAUAGAGUGUUACAAUUGUGCCUUGAUAUCUAUUUGGUGAGAGAAGCGCUUGAAUUUGCGCUUGAAGAGGAUCUAUUCGCCAAAUUAAUCUUCCUAUAUCGCUCGCCGGAGACGAUGAUAAAGUGGACGCGCCCCAAAGAGGAGGCCGACGAUGAAACCGACUCGGAGUCGAUGCGCAGUCGCGCCAGUGGACGUGCGCCUAGAUAAAAUGUAGACAAAUGUUAAACGCACUGAUUUUCUCACUUAACAAACAAAACUCGAAAAUAUUUUACACACCAUUUACAUACGUACAUAUGCAUAAGUAUUACAAUACUUAAUUCCACAUUUCGCUACACAAUCAAAAGAUAACAAUUUUGUCGUUUUUUAAGCAUAUUCAAACACUUUUUUCCCCGUUAAUAGCAUAUCGAACUGUUUGUUGGCACAGCUAGUGCGUUUUUAUAAAGAUUUUUAUCUUUACAAGAUUAUAGUGUUUCCCAAAAAGAAUAUUGCAAAGAAUUUAGUUAAUUUUUGAGCCAACAUUUUUUUUAUAAAAAUACCCUAAUUAGUUUUGGGGUUAUAUAAAAUGGUAUUUGACUAACAUUAAUUAUAUGAAUUGUUAGCGGAAGCCCAGUAAAAAGUCUUAAGUUGAGAUUCUUGAGUUCAAAAACAAAAAUUUUGAUUGGAAAUUGAAUUAUUGUCAUAUAUUCUAGCUAUUAACCCUUUAGCAAACACAGCACUUUUGAAAAACUCUCAAAGAAUUGAAAUUCUAAUAUUAGUACAUUCUUCAAAAUUAGUUUAUUGCUUAUGUGUUUAAGUAAAUUUUCGCUGUAAAUGGCGGCUUUUCUAUAUUAAAGUGGUCUUUAAGUACCGUAGUGUGCUUUAGAGAGUUAAGGAAGUUUAAAAAUAUUUUUAAAUUAAUAAUUAAUUUAAUUUAAAUUUAAAAUUAUUUUUUUAUUAAUAUUUAAAUUAAUUUUUAGUUAAUUUUUCAAUCAUGAAUAUUGUAACCCCUUAUGUCUAUAUUUAAGCAUAAACCAGAGAAUAAUACUGAGCUCCGUUCUAAAAUCUUUAUUGAGAAUUCUUAAAAUUGUUGAAAAUGUUAGUCACAUAAUUGCUGCUAUUAACUUAUAAUUAUUUUAUAUAAAAAAAAAAUAAUUAAAAAUAAAAAAAUUAUUUCUAUUUUUUUUUAAUUUUGGGAAACAUUAUACAAAAGCGUUUUCGAGUUCAUGUUUUUUUUGUUUUUUGAUUCUUGUGGUUAAGCAUUACCUACAGUUGCAUUCAUAAACUCAGACCCCAAUAUACGCACACACGCACAUACAUACAUGCAUACAUGAAAAUACCCCAAAAGAACUGCCGUUAAUUAAUGUUGUAAACUAUUUUUUAUUACAAAAACCAAAAACAAAAACAAAAACUGGAUAAUAAGCUAAGUAAUGAAAAAGCUCUGCUGGAGUAGAAAGAAGCGGGUGGGUAGGCGGGGGCAUAUUUUGUAAUUGUAAGCGAAAAGCAACAGAAACAUAUUAAUUUUGAUGUUCGUAUUUAGAAUAGCGUUUACCGUUUCGCAAUAAUAAAAUCGAACAAAUGAAAUAAAUAAAUAAAUAAAACAAAAAUAGAAACAACAAUAACAAUUCGAAAUAAAGCGAAUAUACUGCUUAACUAGACGUACAACGUGCGUAGUAUAACUGUGUAUAAGCUACAACAAUAGUAAAAAACACAAUAGUAACGAAGCAAGAACCAAAAGUAACCUAUAACAAUUUAACUUAAAACUAUUAUUAAUGAAACAACAACAACAAAAACAUAAUAUUAAGAAGUCAUAUUCAGGGAUCUUUAGCAUUUUAUACUGAAUUUAUGUUUUUAGUUUUCUAAAUGCUUAAUAGAAAUACGAAAAUAAAAGCAAAAUGAAACAACAACAACAACAGUACAGUAAUAACUAAACGAAUUGAUUAGUGUUAAGAAAAAAAUUAUUCAGAAUAAAAACUAAAACAAAAAUUUA